AUGAUCUUCCUGUCCUCGCGGCAGCACGACCUCGUCUCCUCGUCCUUCUGGAUGGGACCGGGGUCGGAGACCUGUGCCUCGCGGCUGGCGGGGCGGGGGCUCACCUCCUCCAGACUAGAGGGCGUGGCAGGGGCCUCGCCGCCCGAUCCCACUGCCGCGCGGCACGCCCUGUAUGAGGGCAUGGCCAGCGCCCUGCUGUCGACCCCCCUUCAAUUGGAUGGGCCGGCGGGCACCCAGGGCCACGCGCUGGGCGAGCUGUUCAGAACACAAGGAGGCACCCUGGUCCCGGUGCUGAUGCGGCUGGAGGUGCCUGUUCGGGCCCUGGUGGCCCCCAUCGGUGACGAGGUGGUUGCCAGACGGCUGCUGGCGGCGGUGCAGGCGCACGUCCAGCCGCUGCUGGCGGAGAACGGGCUGUGGAUGCAGGACCCCCGGGUGUACCACGCCACCAUCUUCCACGCUUCAACCCAUGCCGACCCAAGGGCGGCCCCACGCCGGACAAUCGACGCGGAGGUGGGCGCGGCCUCGGCCGCGCUGGACGCGCUGUGCCCGAUGCGCACUGUGCUGGAGCGUGUGGUCGCCACCCCCGGCGGCGCGCUGGUGGCCUGCUGGCAGUUGCUGGGAGGGGCCGAGCCCGCGCGCCUCCGCACCGCGCUGAGGGCCGCGCUGCCCGAGGCUCCCACCACCCAGACAGUGAGGGAGCAGGACAUCCUGCACACGACCCUUGCCCGUCUCGUAGCGCCGCCGGGCACCGCGCCCGACGGCACGGGUCCCGCCGCGAGGCUGCACGCUGCCGCGGAGGCCAUGACGCGGGACCUGUGCGGGCUGCAGCUGACACUGGACCGCCUGUGGUUCGUGGAGGAGCACGACCUGCUGGCGCUGGCGCUGGGCGGUAGGUACAGGAAGAGGGCCCUGCCCUUGGCCUGCUCGGAGCUGGGAGGGGAUGGGCAGAGCCUGGCGGACAACAACUACAACAAGGCACUCUGUGAGGCCGCCUUCGAGGCGUACAAGCAGUGCAAGCAGCAGGAGCCCGAGCUCGCCGCUGCGCCCCUCAAGAACCAGGAGAUUAGGGCGGAGGAGGUGCGGCUGGUGUACCCAGAGGCAGAGGGGAAGGCCACUGAGGUCGUGGCGCUGGGUGAUGCGCUGGCUGCAGCACGAACCCGGCAGCUGGACCUCAUCAUGGUCUCCGCCGUCGCACGGCCCCCCGUCGUCCGCAUCGCCGACUUUGACAAGGUGCUGUACGAGAUGCGGAAGAAGGCCAAGACCGCAGCAAAGCAGCAGCGGGAGCAGCAGCGGCUGGCGGACCCCAAGGAGGUGCGUAUCGGGUGCCGGGCCGCGCCCAACGACCUGGCCCUGAAGGUGGGCCGGGCCCGGGCCUUCCUGGAGGAGGGCCAGCACCUGCGCCUCUCCGUACUCUUCAAGGGCGCGCGGGAGCUGGCGGAGGCGCGCGGCGUCGUCCUGAGCAUCCUCGCCCACCUAGAAGGCGUGGCGGUGCUGAAGGACAUCAAGCACCUGGAGAAGGCGUUCAAGAACCAGUGGGGCGUGCAGCUGGCGCCCGUGGGGCAGGGCAUGGGCGGCAAGGCGGAGAGCAUCGUGGCGCAGCUGGCCGAGGCGGAGCGGCUGUAUGCCCGGGCGCAGGCCCUGCGCGCCGCGCAGGGCUGGAGGCCCCCUCCCCUGCACGCCAACGCCGUGCGCGGGCCACUGGCGAAUGCACCCGGGCCAUGA
Messenger RNA from Auxenochlorella protothecoides, 1722 nucleotides. RefSeq names its product Translation initiation factor IF-3. Gene Ontology annotation, biological process: translational initiation. The record is from RefSeq and is a predicted model, not a curated record. The transcript is spliced from 12 exons. Bases 1 to 1722 code for a protein of 573 amino acids. Gene Ontology annotation, molecular function: translation initiation factor activity. NCBI's taxonomy places the organism in Eukaryota, Viridiplantae, Chlorophyta, Trebouxiophyceae, Chlorellales, Chlorellaceae.